CUCUGUAAUCCUCCUGUUACCAUACAGGCCGUCAGGGAGUGAGGACGGCAGCAGGAAGAAGGGGUUUUAGAUUAGUUUUGCCUUGGGGAAAAAAAAGGAGUCUUAGAAAUGUUGUCUGCUUGUAUCCUGUUCUUCAUGAGACUGGAGGUGUUUGGGUUUUAUCAGCUUCUUUGCUCCGAGACGGGAAAAAUGUAUCCGACUUUUCUUGGACACAUUUUUGUUGUAAACAAAGAAAACCCGUGGAGAAAAUAGAGAAAUAGCACAACAGGACUGCAGGUGCCCCCACCUCAUGGAGAAGGUAGGCAAGGUGUGGAGCAACCUGAAGAAGGGAUGUCAGUCUCUGCUCCACCCAGAUGGAAGUUCCCGUGAGGAAACACAACCACAGAGACGCACAUUUUGUCCGAGUGUGGACCAGACACAGGGAGGGAGCACACCAGAGCUCGCCGGUCCUUCUAACAGCCUGUCGACUCACCCUGUAGUGUCACAAAGGGUUAAUGGCAGUGUGGCACAUCGGGGUCAUAACUGUGUAGCAGAUGUGCCUCAGAUACUGGAGAUCACAGUUGAGCACGACAGUGAAGAUGGGUGCACUCCUUUGGGUGCCCGCAGAGACUCCUAUUCACGGCACGCACCUUGGAGUGGCAAGAAGAGGCACUCAUGCUCCACCAAAGCACAGAGUUCCAUGGAGACAACAGAACGACGGAGUGGCCGCUCCUGCCGAAGACACCUAGCAAAUGGCAGCAGGGAUGAACCAGAGCCCAGCGUACCACGGUCACUGCGCCAGCAGCUCCAUGAAACAAUGGGCCUAUGCCUCCCUCUGCGUCUGUCAUCACGCCGCUCCCACUCACGGGUGCCCAAGCGCAAGAUCCAGAUCACAGAGCUAAUGCUGGAAACAUGUCCCUUCCCUCCUGGCUCUGAUCUUGCUCGUAAAUGGCACCUCAUCAAACAGCAUACAACCCCUGUUACAGCUAUAGCAGUGGACUGCUCCACAGACUCCCCUAAUGACGCACGUGCAUCUCCAGAGGAUGAAGAGGAACGCCUGCGGGAGCGACGAAGGCUCAGUAUAGAAGAGGGAGUGGAUCCACCACCUGAUGCUCAGAUACACACUGUCGAGGCUAUUACAGCUCCACUGGCUACAGUCUACAAGCUGGGACCUAAACUAGCUCCUGGGAUGGGGGAGACCUUGGGUGAGAGCCGGGGAGCCACAGCAGCUGACUGUGACUCUGAAGAUGACGACACCACCACUCUUUGUUUGCAGGCUCGCCGUCCAAAGCAGCGCCAUAAUUCAGCUGAGGGCCUCCUGUGCAGCAAGCAGCCAGGGCCCUGGAAAGUGCACACACAGAUUGACUUCAUCCACUGCCUAGUGCCAGACCUGAUGCAGAUCACAGCCCUACCCUGCUACUGGGGCGUCAUGGACCGAUACGAGGCCGAGGCACUGCUCGAUGGCCGGCCUGAAGGCACCUUUCUGUUGCGUGACUCUGCCCAGGAGGACUACCUGUUUUCUGUUAGUUUUCGCCGUUAUGGUCGCUCGUUGCAUGCACGUAUUGAACAGUGGAACCACAACUUCAGCUUUGAUGCCCACGACCCCUGUGUGUUCCAUGCAGCCACAGUCACGUCACUGCUGGAGCACUACAAGGACCCCAGCGCCUGCAUGUUCUUCGAGCCUCUGCUCACCUUGCCCCUUCACCGGACUUUUCCGUUUGGCCUGCAGAGUCUGGCUCGGGCCGUCAUCUGCCGUGGGACCACCUACGACGGAAUUGCAGCGCUACCAUUGCCCCCAGUGUUGCAAGACUACCUCAGGGAGUAUCAUUAUAAGCAGAGGGUGCGGGUGCGCUGGCUGGAGCAAGAGCUGCUGAAGGCCAAGUGAAACGGCGCAUUACUCAUAAACUUAGGGGUUUCGGUGUGGGAGGGAUUACACUGUGUACCAAGCAACAGGGGGUGGGGCUCUCUCUGAUGAUGAGUAGUCCUUUCAGCACUUUGGAUGAAAGUUCUUUUUGUAGGAAAAGGCUUUUGAGGUGAAGGGUCAUCAGUGCAGGAGGGGUGCAUAGGGGCCUGAACCUGAAACCCAUUAAUAUAGGCUUCCGGGGGGGGAGUUGUUUGUUUAUUAUUACUCAAAACAAAUACAUAUACAGCUAAUGCAGCCUCCAGUAGACACAUCAAUCUGGACUGAAACAGUGGGGGGCCUUUUACCUUCCCACCCCCACAUCCCUCAGCCUCUUAUUGCAUUGCUUCAGAGAAGAGGAGUUUGCUUCUCAACAAUGCACUCGUACACCUCCAUCCUCUCGCUGCUUAGCCACAUGCUUUUACUCUUCGCUACUUUUAUUCUUUGACGUAAAUUAACAUAAUUGUGCAGCCCUUCACCUCUACUUAAAAAUCCAUUGGAAAUAAUAAAAGACAACUUUUAAAGUCAUGUCCUGGACAGGUUUGGCAAGAUGGCACCAUGUUUGGAGCUGUGCUCAAGUUAUGUUUACUUAUAAUUCUUUGCAUUCAUGGUGCUCUGUUGGUGGUCCCAAGGUUACAUUGUGUGCUCACGCUGUUUGGAAGAGUUCAGCAGACAUUGAAAGGCAGGAAACAGACAUUGGAUCCAUCCUAUUCACAGGCGACAAGAGUGGGAAGUAAAUAUGGACUUGGUUUAGUGCUAUCUGUCCAAGACUGCUGUUAUCGAAGAUUCUGAUAUUGACAGAAGGUCUCCGUGGCAUUCUGCUUCUUUUCACUUCCAGGAAGUGAUGUUGACGAUGAUGCAUAAUGUGGCUACAGUGUCAUUUGUGUUUGUGAUGCAAGCGUGCCUGGUUUUCUAAAGACAUAGUCACUCUGUGUGAAAGUUCCAUUGUUACCAAUAUGUUUUUGUAAUCGUUAAUUCCUACCACUAAUUGCACAGGAAGUGGUGAUAAUUGUAAUUUUUGUUUUUUCCUUUUUAAAUUGUGAAAUGGACUGUCAGUGCCGUGGGAGAAGGGGUGUAUUAAAGGGCACCUAAACUCAAUUGUGCUUCUGUUAGUGGGAGCAGAAGAGGCAAUAUAUAAUCCUGUAACACUGGGACCAUUGUUGAGCAUAAACACAUUUAUAUAUUGAUAGACAUAAAUUACACUCAGACUAUAAGCUCACCUUAUCUGAUCCAUAUUGCACUAGAUUUCUACAUCUUGGUCUUUUUUUGUCAGUCACAUUGCAUAGAAUUACUUUAUAGUGUCAGAUUAAUACUAUGAUAGUUCAGUCUCAGAGGUCCAGUUCAGCGCCCAAGUGCAAGUCAGUCAGGCCUAUAUCGAUGCUUUUAAUUUAAUUAACGUACACACCCAUAUCCAUAUUAUAGUUUAUCUUUUUUCUUUUCCCCCAGAGUCUGAAAAUUUUGAUUGCUCAGACAGCCUGCCGAAAUAAAUCCAUAGCUGUCAAUUAUUAUUAAACUUUACAUGACUAAUACACAUUCAGUAUGAACGUUUCCUGCUAAUGUUUGAAAUGCAGUUCCAGCAUAUCAAUAUUUGUGCUUGCAGCAUGUCGCAUCACUAAAGAGAAUGAUGAGGAGUGGAUCGACUAUCUUGUAAAUCCCUUGAGUGUAGAUUUGCUUGUUCAUUUUGUUCCUAUGUGCUGUGAAGGAUCAGGUAGAGCUAGCAGUCUGCUAUUGCCUGGCUAAGUUCAGACUCAUGGCGCUCCUGUCUCUACCUUCUGAUGCACAACACUGCCCCCCCUGUCCACCGUGAUCAAGACGUCUUCCCAUAUUGUCCCAUACAACGGGAGGUUUCCAUUUGCAGAGGACUAUCUGUCAAAUCCCAUGUGUCAGAAUUCUUUGGUUUGACAACUGGCAGGGUUGCGAGAUUCCCUGACUUGUACUGCCUCAGCUGGAAUGGUGGCAGUGGGGCAGACCACAGGCUCACCUGAACAAUGGGGUCUUUUGAGAAGGCUGGCUGUCCGUCUCUCUGCAUGCCUGUAAAGGUGUGUCAAGUUUGGCCUGGCUCCAAGGGUGCUCUCGAUAACUUGCUGUGUGUACAUUUAUCAGGGCAGUAAUUGACGACGGAGUUAGGUGUGGGGUUGUGGAGUGUGAUUGGGUGUUGGCACCAUGGUGUACCUCCUUUCUCAGCCUCCCUAGUUUUAUUAGAGAGAUGUACAGGAUAAAAGUAUAUUGAUACAGAUUUUAAAUAUUUUUAAUAUUAGCAAUUGUAACGAAAUGACUAGCGGUGAGAAUUCUCCAUUUGAAAUGGGGAUUGUUCAGUUCACAUGUGGGGGGGGAGAAAAUGAAUAAACUGGUACAAUGUCAUAAAUGUGUAUGAUUAUAUCAAGUAUCUAUUGAAGUGACCAAAGGUUUUGGUUUUGACUGUAGCAGAUCCAAAUCAGUCUGUUGACUCAAGAAGGGAUAGACUUGCUGCAUCUUCCUCUCUGAGUAAGUACAGGUUAAACAUUUCAAAGAUGCAGAGGACCUUAUUUUGAGACCCAAAAGGUACUCAUGGUCUUUCUGUAGUACAGUGGUGCUUGAAAGUUUGUGAACCCUUUAGAAUUUUCUAUAUUU
Messenger RNA from Neoarius graeffei (lesser salmon catfish), 4489 nucleotides. It is a transcript of the gene socs5a, whose product is annotated as suppressor of cytokine signaling 5a. The coding region runs from base 290 to 1864 and encodes 524 amino acids. NCBI's taxonomy places the organism in Eukaryota, Metazoa, Chordata, Actinopteri, Siluriformes, Ariidae. Gene Ontology annotation, biological process: intracellular signal transduction; phosphatidylinositol phosphate biosynthetic process. Gene Ontology annotation, cellular component: phosphatidylinositol 3-kinase complex. Gene Ontology annotation, molecular function: 1-phosphatidylinositol-3-kinase regulator activity. The record is from RefSeq and is a predicted model, not a curated record. The transcript is spliced from 2 exons.